Drosophila kikkawai is the source of this 2619-nucleotide messenger RNA. RefSeq names its product Sphingomyelin synthase related (gene SMSr). Gene Ontology annotation, cellular component: Golgi membrane; plasma membrane; endoplasmic reticulum membrane. The record is from RefSeq and is a predicted model, not a curated record. NCBI's taxonomy places the organism in Eukaryota, Metazoa, Arthropoda, Insecta, Diptera, Drosophilidae. Gene Ontology annotation, biological process: ceramide biosynthetic process. Gene Ontology annotation, molecular function: ceramide cholinephosphotransferase activity; sphingomyelin synthase activity; protein binding.
CCCCAAUCAGCUGGUCGCAGUUUCAUCUCGCUCCGUCGCGCUCUCCCCGCCUCUCGCUCUCUCGCUCGCUCGCGCACAACUGAGUAGUCGCUGGGUUUUUUUUUACAAAGUACCCAAAUUCAAUGUGCUUUUACAUCAACAAACGCUGGUCCGCGCAAUAAGUGAGGUGUGUGAAUUAUGCGGCGCAGCAGCAGCCUGAAAUGAUGCACUCCGCCAGCACCCCGAACUGAGCACUGAUCUAGUUGUUGUUUAAUUAAAUCACAAUCCCCACAAAUCUGAGCGAAUAAAGAACUGAACUGAACAAAAAAGAAAGCGCGAUGUGCGACGGUGAAAUUUGCGAGCCAGUGACUCAGCCACGUUCCGAGGGCGGCGGCGGUGGAUCGUCCGGAGCGUCGGAGCAGGAACUGCGGGUGCCCUACAUCGAUAAACAGCCCGGCGAGAUCCACCUGACCAACGGUGGAACACCUGCAACGCCGACCCCAGUGCAGGUGGAUCCCCUCCAGGUAGCCCACUGGGCCGUGGAGGACGUGACCAGCUGGGCCAUUCAAACCGAUCACUUCUCGAAAAUCUUACUUGAUUGCCUGCGCCUGGAGGCCGUCGACGGUGAGGUCCUGCUCUCCCUCACCGAGGACGACGUCCGGGACAUGCGCUACCGCCUGGGAUACAAGCUCACCUUUGGCGAACUGAAAAAGUUCUGGAUUGCGGUGCUGCGACUCCAGCUGCUGGUGAAGAACAGCUCUGCGGAUUCCGUGUUGCUGGGCAUCGAGAGCCACGGCGGCCAUUCCGUUUACCUGCCGCUGGCCACAUCCGCUGGACCGCCUUCCUCCUCAACGUGUCCCUGCCCGCAGCCCGAGUGCCCCAGCACAGUGUCCGACUGCGAUACUUACAUGCGCAUGGGCGGACGCUAUGUGACGCCCGAGUACUUCAAGACCGCCAUGAGCUUAGCCUAUUCGUUCGUGGUUACCUGGAUAACGUCAUUCGUCAUGGUGAUCGUGCACGAGCGAGUGCCGGACAUGAAGCGUUAUCCCCCGCUACCCGAUAUCUUCCUGGAUAAUGUACCCCACAUCCCGUGGGCGUUCAACAUGUGCGAAAUCACCGGAACUCUGCUAUUUACCGUAUGGGUUGUAGUUCUGAUCUUCCACAAGUACCGCAUGGUGCUUUUGAGACGCUUCUUCGCCCUGGCGGGCACGGUUUUCCUGCUGCGCUGCGUCACCAUGCUGAUCACCUCGCUAAGUGUGCCGGGAACGCAUCUGCAGUGCAGCCAGAAAGACUUUGCCGUCGAUGAUCCCAAUGUGGACAUGGUGGGCGCAUUGAUCAUUCGGAUGACGCGCGCCUAUCGCAUCUGGAGCGGCCUGGGCAUGUCCAUACAGGGAGUGCGCACCUGUGGCGAUUACAUGUUCAGCGGUCACACGGUGGCACUCACCCUGCUCAACUUUUUUAUCACAGAGUAUACCCCGCGGAAUUUGUACUUUCUGCACACGCUCACCUGGCUGCUCAACAUGUUUGGCAUCUUUUUCAUCCUGGCCGCCCACGAGCACUACUCCAUCGAUGUGUUUGUGGCCUUUUACAUCACAUCGAGGCUGUUUCUUUAUUACCAUACUUUGGCCAACAAUCGGGCUCUCAUGCAAAGCGACUCAAAGCGGACGCGAAUUUGGUUUCCCAUGUUCAGCUACUUUGAGAGCAGCGUCGAUGGGAUGGUGCCCAACGAAUAUGAUACGCCCGGCUCACUUAUCGAUGGCAUCAUAGAUCAGAUAUUCUGGAUCAAGGAUCAAGUUAUCAUAACCAUAAAACGCAUCUGGGUAGAUGCUCAUUCUCCCCUGUCCUCCAAGUCAUCGAUUCAGAUCUUUGGCUCGGAUUCUAAUGAAUGUGUGCACAACACAACCACCUUCUUUAGUCCAGUACCUUCGGCAUCUGGUGGCCUCAACAAUGCGGCAGCUACUGGCACGGCCACAACAGCGCCGGUGUCGCCAAAGAGUCAGGCGCAAGGGAAGGCCUUCAGGGACAUCAGCGUGGAUCCAUUAUCCAGGACGACAUUCGCCGCCCCUUCCCCUUCCGACGCUAACUCGCAGUCGGUCGCCAAGGAUACGCCGCUAAAGCAGAAGAAGGUGCUCUGAUUUCCCCAGCCGUUGGCUCUUCCAAACCCGCUUACUCCGUUCUUCGAAAAGCAACAAUAUGCUGAAAUCAACCACAACACCGACUGAUAUUUUUAUUUCGAAAUUUCCCCUAUUUCCGCCUUCCCCUACUCCCCUCCCAACUGUUACAGCACGUCCUCCUAAUCCUAAUCCUGCUCCUCCAUUGUAUUACUGUAUGCAUUCUACCAUUCGUAGUGCCUUCCGGGUCAUUCCCCCACUUCUAGAACGUCGCCAGAGCCUUUCCCUUGCUUCUCUUUGCGGGAGACUCUCCAUAUCGGCUGGUAAACGAUGAAGAAGAUGUUUUUGAAACCCUCCUCAUUCCGUUCAAUUCGGCUUUGAACUAAAUGUAUUUAUUAAUUGAAGAAGACUUCUAAUGCAUUAUUAUUAUGUAAUUGUAAGCAUGUGAAACAACUGUAUUUUUAGUUAAUUAGUGAUAAGUUUGGAAAGUUUUGUUGAACGCACAAGAAUCAAUAAAUGAAAAUGAAUA